Wallemia ichthyophaga EXF-994 is the source of this 303-nucleotide messenger RNA. RefSeq lists its product as uncharacterized. The transcript has a single exon. The coding region runs from base 1 to 303 and encodes 100 amino acids. NCBI's taxonomy places the organism in Eukaryota, Fungi, Basidiomycota, Wallemiomycetes, Wallemiales, Wallemiaceae. The record is from RefSeq and is a predicted model, not a curated record.
AUGAUCCAGACGCGCGGAUUCUCAGUGGCACGCAGAGUGAAUAAGUCACACAGCGCACAGAGCCUAAUACAGCCAGUGCCGCUCUCAAGCAUAGACACACAAACCAUUCCAACCAGCUACACAAAGCAGCCAAACCAUUCAAAUUACCGUAGGAAUGGACUCGUAGAUGAAUUCAUACAGCUUCAAUCCAUCAACGCACUCCCUUCAAACCUUCUCGUAAGGAGAGACGGCGGGAGAGUCGCCAACGACGGCAUAAAGAGCGAUGUACGCCGCGAUCUCAAGAAGGUAAUGAGGAAUUUGUAA